GCUGCUGCUUAAACAGAUCAGGGUUUGUUUAGCUACAGAUAGCUGCUAUAUGUCCCUCACACAGUAAGACCUGCUGCUGGUGGACAGAAAACACAUGAUGAAUGAGCAGCACUGCUUUCUGCUGUCACUAUGAACACCAUAACUAGAAAGAGGAAGAAGCAUAACUGCUGCUUUGUUGUGUUGAUCACCAGACUCUCAGGGAGACAGAUUCACUAUAGGAUAUAUUAUACAUGAAUAACACAGCAGUUACUGGAAGUUACAAUAAAGCCACCCAUCCGACAAACCGACAGGAGGACUGGGAGUACAUCAUAGGCUUCUGUGAUCAGAUCAACAAGGAACUAGAAGGUCCUCAGAUAGCUGUGACUCUGCUCGUCCACAAAAUCCACUCGCCACAAGAAUGGGAGGCUCUUCAGGCUCUGACAGUAUUGGAGGCUUGUAUGAAGAACUGCGCGAGAAGGUUUCAUAAUGAAGUCGGAAAAUACAGAUUUUUGAAUGAGCUGAUUAAAGUUGUGUCUCCGAAGUACAUGGGUGACAGCGCGCCCGAGAAGGUGAAGUUGAAGAUUGUAGAGAUGCUGUACAGCUGGACGGUGGCGUUUCCAAAUGAAACCAAGAUAAGUGAAGCCUACCAGACGCUGAGGAGACAGGGCCUCGUGACACAUGACCCGGAGUUACCGCUGGACAGGACUCUGAUUCCUUCUCCUCCGACACGACCGAAGCAUCCGGUGUUUGACAACGAGGACAUGGGCAAGCUGCUUGCUGAGCUUCUUCGGAGUAAAAACCCAGAGGACCUCCAGGAAGCCAACAGAUUAAUCAAAAACAUGGUGAAAGAGGACGAGGCUCGUGUGCAGAAGGUUACGAAGCGUAUACACACUCUGGAGGAGGUGAACAUCAACGUGAAGCUGCUGACAGAGAUGCUGUCCCACUACAAUAAAGACAGCUCCACCGACUCAGACAGGGAUAUUAUUAAGGAACUCUACGAGCGCUGUGACAAGCUGAGGCGUGCUGCUUUCAAAAUUGCCACCGAGACGGAGGACAAUGACACCAGUCUAGGUGACAUCCUGCAGGCCAGCGAUGACCUCUCGAGGGUCAUCAACUCCUACAAGAAGAUCGUUGAGGGGCAGCCCAUCAACGGUGACAGCGAGGAGCCUCGCUCUACAGCUGGUCACAGCGAGAGUGCUGCUGGUAUCGAUCUUCACUCAACAGAGACCACCGAUACGCUGAUCGACCUCGCCGACCUCGCCGGCCUCGACACUCCGAGCCCUCCUCAGCCCGCCGCCCAUCACUUCCAGCCCGCCGCCCAUCACUUCCAGUCCGCUGAUCUCAUCUCCACCAAUCCCACGGCUUCCCCCAUCCCCGUCCUGCCUCCUCCUCCCAAACGCCUGGUCGGCUCCCACGGCAGCCAGAGCAGCAGCCCGAGUCACCCCCCCCUCGACAAGGCCUCCGCUGCUCUGUCUCUCCUCGACGAUGAGCUGCUGUCUCUAGGACUGAACGACCCCCCUACCUCUCUGAGCAAACCCAAGUUGAACGAGCUGUCUGAUCAGUGGACUUCCUUGCAGGCUCCAGCUUCAGGUGUGGACCUGUUUGGCUGUGCAGCUUAUUCAGUUCCAGCGGUGCCUCCACCUGAACCAGCUGCUGCCACAAACAGUCUCCAGAACCUGCAGGACCUCGCCAUGAUGGGCUUCUCAGAUCACAAGAGUUUGUCCGUCCAGAUGACGGCCAGAGGAAACAGCUUUGGGAUGCCUGCAGCACCCCUCAUAGCCGGGCACGGCUCUCCCUCCUCACCUUCUUUCCUCCAGGCUGCGAUCCCCGGCUCUCCUGCUCUGUCCCAUGUCAAGGUCCAGAGCCUGAGCUCGGCUCCGGGCAGUCCGCUGUUCCGCUCUCUGUCCCCCUGCCACCCUCCCCUCCAGGGCAGCCCGGCCAGAGCCGCAGACGUCUCCCUGAGCAACGUGCACGUCCCUCUGGAGGCCAUCAGACCGAGUAAAGUGCUGCCUGUGACGGCCUACGAUAAGGACGGCGUUCGCAUGCUCCUCAACUUCGCAUCCGACUGUCCCCCCGGCAGGCCUGAUGUGUUGGUGAUGGUGGUGUCCAUGCUCAAUACGGCGCCCCUGCUUGUUCACAACGUGGUACUGCAAGCCGCCGUGCCCAAGUCAAUGAAGGUGAAGCUGCAGCCUCCAUCAGGAGCAGAACUGGCACCAUUUAACCCGAUCCUACCUCCAGCCUCCAUCACCCAGAUCAUGCUGCUGGCCAACCCAACCAAGGAGAAGGUGCGUCUGCGCUACAAGCUGGCUUUCACACUAGGAGACCGUCUGUGCAACGAGGUCGGAGAGGUCGACCAGUUCCCCCCCCCAGACAACUGGGAUCAACUAUAGAAGUGGAUCAGACCGGUUCAUGCUCCAUGACGGGAUGUGUGUGUUCGUGUGUGUUCACAUCCAUCCCAGAGAGAAAGGAGAGGAAGGUGGCAGCUUCACAUUCCUUAUCGUUGUUAUUUCUUUUACUGGCAGUGAGAAGUUAACAGCAGACACUAAAGUUGUAUUUAUACAGUGCUCGUAUACGUUCCUGCAGAUAGCUAACAAACUAAAGAUGCACGCUGGCAAGGGAGACAGCCGUGGUGUUUACAGGUCGACGGUAUUAAGAUAAAUAAUCCCCAAGAUGAAUAUAACAGAUUUGAAUGUACUAUAAAUAACGGACGCAUCAGAGCUCAGCCCUACUGAACAAAACUACUUUUAAAAGAAACUAAGAGCCGAAGAUACAACGGUUUUGCUUUUAUUUAUUUAUUCCUCUGGCUGAGGACUUGCUUAGCCCACAAACAUACUUGAAUAUAUCCAGAAAUGUCAUCUAUUACAGUAAGUCAAAAGUACUGAACUGAUUAUUUGAGCCAUCAAGAUUUAAGAUCAGUUAAUGUUGCCCCUGUUUUAAAUUAGUGGACCAACACUAGUUCAUUUUCUGCUGUAAAGGCAACCAACUGCACUUCAGAAGGUUCAUUUUUUAUUGUGAAUAUACUGUAUUGUUGUGACUUGAGUCUACCGAGUCUCAGCUCUGGUUUUAUUUCAUGUGAUUUUAUUUUGAAAAGAAAUGAAAGGUGAUAUUUCAGUCAUGGUUUUAGCAUACUUCUGUUCUGUAUUUAAAGAUCUUCUACCAGUGUCAGUAUUGGGAGUAUUUUUGUCAUAUUUAUUAUGAUUUUCUGUUUUAGUAUUUCAGUGCAUCACUGAACCUCGAAAAUGUGAAAAAUCGGAAUUUAAAUUUGAAAGGGAAAUCUGUCAUCAGGCAGAUAACUAGCGUGUUCAGCAGCGGAGGGAUGAAGUGGAACAUAAAUCAGUCCACCCUUUAGGUCCCUCCUCUGGUCGCCCUCAGCUCGACAUCAAUGUGGGACGUACAGAAGAAGUGUUUAAUGUACAUAGUAUGUAAUGUACCUAUCGUUUUGUUGUACGACAAGUGACGUGAACAUGUGACGUGUAGACUUUGGGAGAGUGUUAGGUCUGUACAUACUGGAUGAUGUGCCAUUUGUUCGCUACAUGAAGACAAAUAAAUAUUUCUUUCAAUGGA
Molecule: messenger RNA, 3543 nt
Organism: Sebastes umbrosus (honeycomb rockfish)
Lineage: Eukaryota; Metazoa; Chordata; Actinopteri; Perciformes; Sebastidae
Gene: gga3b
Product: golgi associated, gamma adaptin ear containing, ARF binding protein 3b
Exons: 17
Coding region: 231-2369 (712 amino acids)
Biological process (GO): intracellular protein transport; vesicle-mediated transport
Cellular component (GO): trans-Golgi network
Molecular function (GO): small GTPase binding; ubiquitin binding; phosphatidylinositol binding
Source: RefSeq, a predicted model, not a curated record